Messenger RNA from Trichosurus vulpecula (common brushtail), 2907 nucleotides. RefSeq names its product synaptotagmin 17 (gene SYT17). The record is from RefSeq and is a predicted model, not a curated record. Bases 332 to 1756 code for a protein of 474 amino acids. Gene Ontology annotation, biological process: calcium-ion regulated exocytosis; regulation of calcium ion-dependent exocytosis; cellular response to calcium ion. Gene Ontology annotation, molecular function: calcium-dependent phospholipid binding; phosphatidylserine binding; calcium ion binding. Lineage: Eukaryota; Metazoa; Chordata; Mammalia; Diprotodontia; Phalangeridae. The transcript has 8 exons. Gene Ontology annotation, cellular component: membrane.
AGAAGCGCCCGGGGGGCGGGGGAAAGAGAGGAGGGAGUAGGGUGCUGCUGGGGCGCAGGUCAGGAGGGCCCCCUCCCCUGGCUGUCUCUCCGCCUAUAAGGCGCCCACCCAGGUCAGAGAGCCCGGGGGCAGGACCAUGAAGAGGAAGAGACGGGGCGGCCAGCUGCGCGGAGGGCAUGGGCGCCGCUGAUCAGCCAAGCAAGUCACGUCUGGGGCGAUCGGGUCGGUUUUUUUCCUCUCUCUCCCCUUUUCCUUUCUUCACCUCCCUCGUGGUGGAGGGCAAAGUGGAUGUAGCAGCGCCAUGCCCGGGCUGGAGUGAGAGCGAGCGAAGAUGGCGUAUAUACAGUUGGAGCCAUUAAAUGAGGGCUUUCUUUCUAGAAUCUCUGAUCUGCUGCUGUGUAGAUGGACCUGUCGCCACUGCUGUCAAAAGUGUUACGAGUGUAGCUGCUGCCAGUCCAGUGAAGAUGAAGUUGAAAUCUUGGGACCUUUCCCUGCCCAGACUCCACCCUGGUUGAUGACCAACCGGAAUGAAGACAAGAAUGGGGACUCAGACCACACCGCCAGUGAGGCUCCUCCAACCCCACAGGAUGAUUCCUCAGAUAGGAGAUGCUCGUCUUCAGAUACAUCAAAGUCUGCAUACAGCCUUACCCGGAGGAUUUCAAGUCUGGAGUCCAGACGGCCCAGCUCACCACUAAUUGACAUUAAACCCAUUGAGUUUGGGAUUAUCGGAGCCAAGAAAGAAAUCAUCCAACCAUCAGUGCUGAGAAGGACCUACACCCCUGAUGACUAUUUUAGAAAGUUCGAGCCCAGACUAUACUCCCUUGACUCUAACAGUGAUGACAUGGACUCCCUGACUGAUGAGGAGAUCUUAUCCAAGUACCAGCUGGGUAUGCUGCAUUUCAGCACCCAGUAUGAUCUGCUGCAUAAUUACCUAACAGUGAGGGUUAUUGAGGCCAGGGACCUACCACCUCCCAUCUCCUAUGAUGGCUCUCGACAAGAUAUGGCUCACUCCAACCCCUACGUGAAGAUCUGCCUCUUGCCAGACCAGAAGAAUUCCAAGCAGACGGGUGUGAAACGCAAGACCCAGAACCCGGUGUUUGAGGAGCGCUACACCUUUGAGAUCCCAUUUCUAGAAGCCCAAAGAAGAACUUUGCUUUUAACUGUAGUGGAUUUUGAUAAAUUCUCACGUCACUGUGUCAUUGGGAAAGUUUCCGUGCCUUUAAGUGAAGUGGACCUGGUGAAGGGGGGGCACUGGUGGAAAGCCCUGAUUCCCAGUUCUCAGAACGAAGUGGAGCUGGGAGAGCUGCUGCUGUCAUUGAAUUAUCUACCAAGUGCUGGAAGAUUGAAUGUUGAUGUGAUAAGAGCCAAGCAGCUUCUUCAGACAGACAUGAGUCAAGGCUCAGACCCCUUUGUGAAGAUCCAGCUGGUACACGGACUCAAACUUGUGAAGACCAAGAAGACUUCCUUUAUGAGAGGCACAAUCGAUCCCUUCUACAAUGAGUCAUUCAGUUUCAAGGUCCCACAGGAAGAACUUGAAAACGCCAGCCUAGUAUUUACAGUGUACGGCCACAAUAUGAAGAGCAGCAACGACUUCAUCGGGCGCAUCGUCAUUGGCCAGUACUCUACUGGUUCCUCUGAAUCCAACCAUUGGAGGCGGAUGCUGAAUACCCACCGGACAGCAGUGGAGCAGUGGCACAGCCUACGGUCCCGAGCUGAGUGUGACCGAGUCUCCCCUGCCUCUCUUGAGGUGACGUGAAUUCCUGGGUGAUUUCUUUUCCCCAAAAAUAUUGAGAGGGAAAAAAGGCUGACAUACACACGUGCACAUACUAUACAUAUGAGUACAUGCAUACAUAAUCGCUGAGGAAUUGAGACCGAUGGACACAACUACUGGUAUCAACAUGACUGCCUUUGAUAAGGUGCCUCAAAAGACAUUCCUGUGGCCCAUUUCCAGAUGAUGGGAACUGUGUCCAUUGUUUCUUCUCUGGGACCUAGUGGACACACCCUCUGAUGUUGCUACCCCCUCCAAUCUUUGCCCCACGGCUUCACUUUCAAUGCCAAGGGCACUUUUGAAUUAAUAAGAAGAAGGCGGCCCAACCUCUAUCUGACUGGUCUGCUUGGUGUCGGGUCAGAGGAUGGGAGGGUUAUUGUCCAAUAGGAAACUUUUGAAAUAGUCACUGUCUGCUGACAGUGAGUGCACACCCGAUUCUCUUUCCCAGAGGUUUAAGUAUCUAUGUGUUCUCUUGGUGAAUGUGAUGAGUAGAUUAGACUGUUUGGGAAAAAAAUCCAAUAUAUAUAAUGUGGUAAAAUAACUUCUGACUUAAUGGAUCUGUCCUCGUGUUAGCUUAUUACCCUAGGACUCUUGGUUUGUGUGUUCAUGUUCUUGUCUAAAUGCACACGUGUGUGAAUAUGUGUGUACCUGAGUCCUCUUGUGUGGAAGAUGGCGUGCUGGGACCCAGAUCUCUUGCCUUCCCUCCUGAAUGAUUUGUCCCACAGUUACAUCCUGUUUGUCAGAGACCCACCCAUCUAAUAUUCAUGUAUCUGUAUGUAAAGUAUGUGGAAUAUGACACAGCAGAAUAAUCCUUUUGAGUGGACUCAUAGCGUGAUCCAGAGCAAACCAAUGAAGAGAUGUUUAGAAUCUCCAAAGACCGGUGUCAUGGACUGAAAUGUCCCCAAACCUCCAUCGGACUCAAUCUCUUUCCCUGACAGAUUCUUGUGGGUCUUUCUGUGUUUGUGUGUGCAUUAACGUCAUUCUUCCCCAACAGCCCCUAAGUUAAGAAGGUAGUCUAGUUAGAGAGCAGAACUGUUCACUCUUUGGAAUGUUUCUGUACAUUUUUCAGAACAUAUUGUCUGGUACGAUGGAGAGUGUAUAUUUAUUGAAAUUAAAGAUCUAUUUAUUUGUGCCAUGCA